This is a messenger RNA of Bufo bufo (common toad), 1443 nucleotides long. It is a transcript of the gene PCBP3, whose product is annotated as poly(rC) binding protein 3. Lineage: Eukaryota; Metazoa; Chordata; Amphibia; Anura; Bufonidae. The transcript has 13 exons. Gene Ontology annotation, biological process: regulation of gene expression; regulation of RNA metabolic process. The record is from RefSeq and is a predicted model, not a curated record. Gene Ontology annotation, molecular function: mRNA binding. Bases 1 to 1026 code for a protein of 341 amino acids. Gene Ontology annotation, cellular component: cytoplasm; nucleus.
AUGGAGUCUAAAGUCUCGGAAGGGGGUUUGAAUGUCACCUUGACAAUCCGUCUUUUAAUGCAUGGAAAAGAAGUUGGAAGUAUCAUCGGAAAGAAAGGAGAAACUGUGAAAAAGAUGCGGGAAGAGAGUGGAGCACGAAUUAACAUUUCAGAAGGAAAUUGCCCAGAAAGGAUCGUUACCAUCACUGGACCAACAGAUGCUAUUUUCAAGGCAUUUGCAAUGAUUGCUUAUAAGUUUGAAGAGGACAUCAUAAAUUCCAUGAGUAACAGUACUGCAACAAGCAAACCUCCUGUCACUUUAAGACUCGUUGUUCCAGCAAGUCAGUGCGGAUCUUUGAUUGGAAAAGGUGGUUCCAAAAUCAAGGAAAUUAGAGAGUCUACCGGGGCUCAGGUACAGGUGGCUGGAGACAUGCUGCCCAACUCCACAGAGCGUGCAGUAACAAUUUCGGGCACCCCUGAUGCUAUUAUCCAGUGUGUGAAGCAGAUAUGUGUAGUGAUGCUGGAGUCCCCUCCAAAAGGUGCCACCAUCCCUUACCGUCCAAAACCCGCUUCCGCCCCUGUCAUUUUUGCAGGUGGUCAGGCCUAUUCUAUCCAAGGACAGUACGCAAUCCCCCACCCUGAUCAGUUGACCAAGCUCCACCAGUUGGCCAUGCAGCAAACCCCCUUUACUCCCCUCGGACAGACCACCCCUGCUUUCCCUGGAGAAAAGCUGCCCUUACAUUCCUCUGAAGAAGCUCAAAACUUGAUGGGCCAGUCAGCAGGUAUGGAUGCCAGUCCCCAGGCAAGUACUCAUGAACUCACCAUACCAAAUGAUCUAAUAGGCUGCAUCAUCGGACGCCAAGGGACCAAAAUCAAUGAAAUUCGACAGAUGUCUGGAGCACAAAUCAAAAUAGCCAGUGCCAUGGAGGGGUCAGCAGAGCGUCAGAUCACUAUCACUGGGAGCCCAGCUAACAUCAGCCUUGCUCAGUACCUCAUCAACGCCAGUUUGCAGCUACAUCCAGAGGAAUGGGAUGGUGCAGACAUUUAGACAAUAAACCUGCCAUAUGUUACCAGACUCUGAUGGUGCUAGAGAAGACACAUCAUGGUAAUCGGUGGCCUUCCAAUGUCAUCUUGUGUCCAGUGUGUUAAAGAAAGUGCCCGCAUUCAUAUGGAAAAUCAUUCUACAGUAUUUGUACAACUGUUGGCUGUUAGCUGUCCCUUCUACAUCACAAGAUGGAUCUGCAAUGUAUUUCAGCCAAACAAUUCCUGAGCAGUUACGGUGCUCAACAUGAAAGUUGGUGCUCGAGUGACUACACAGAAUUGGUAGGAGUAGAAGAUGAACCACAAAAAGUAGACUAAUUACGGUACCUUAUUUUGACAUCACGCAUGAUAAACCUCCACCGUCGCUUCUGCGCUUUGAUCACCUCUGGUAAAUUUUAUGUUUCAGGGGGGUUCAAAUGUAUAA